AUGUCCAUUCCAGAACAGCCAAAGAACAAAGGAUUCUUUCCGUCACAACAUGGGUACACAGAUCUCAAUGUCAAGACUCACACUUACUCAGACAAACCAACUCCUCUUCUGGCCAAACAAAACAAAGCUGCAGGAUUCGUUUCUGAGCACACGGAUAAAGAACAUGUAAAGAAAUAUGCCAAACAAGGAGGCAAAUCGUUAUUCAAUAGAUUGAUUGGUAUCAUAUGCCAUUAA
Molecule: messenger RNA, 234 nt
Organism: Lodderomyces parapsilosis
Lineage: Eukaryota; Fungi; Ascomycota; Pichiomycetes; Serinales; Debaryomycetaceae
Exons: 1
Coding region: 1-234 (77 amino acids)
Source: RefSeq, a predicted model, not a curated record